Molecule: messenger RNA, 6674 nt
Organism: Mirounga angustirostris (Northern elephant seal)
Lineage: Eukaryota; Metazoa; Chordata; Mammalia; Carnivora; Phocidae
Gene: SPINT1
Product: serine peptidase inhibitor, Kunitz type 1
Exons: 11
Coding region: 685-2220 (511 amino acids)
Biological process (GO): extracellular matrix organization; epidermis development; epithelium development
Cellular component (GO): plasma membrane
Molecular function (GO): protein binding; serine-type endopeptidase inhibitor activity
Source: RefSeq, a predicted model, not a curated record
CACGAGACGGAAAAGAUUUCCCCGAGGGCUGACGACGCCCGCGAGAUCAUUUGCAAAGGGCUUUCCUUCUCCCCCCGCCCCCAGCCCCUUCACCCCGCCUCAGGCCUGACGCUAGGAAUGAUGGCCCCGACCUGAAAGGGAGGCCGGAGGCAGCCGCCCCGGAGCUCCCGACCCUCGAGGGGACGACUUGGCUGCUGCGUCCCGGCCGUGUCCGGGCCUCCGGGGAUCAGGCUGCACUUCCGGGGCGCGGGACCCCGCCGCGAGGCUGGACUCCGCGGGGUCGGCAUAGGGCAGCGCGGAGGGGCGCCGCUCGGAGCCCCUGCGGGCAGCAGCCGGCGCGGGAGAGGUCGGGGGCCGCGGCCGUUCUGCGGAGCUCUGCAGGGCAGGGCUGGCGGCGGCGCACCGGGCGUGGGCGGGGCCGGCGGUGUUAGGGUUAAUGUCCGCCCCGCCCCGGCCGCACUGACUCAGUUUCACCAGAAACCUGAGGAGGAGGUGGCCGAGCCCCAGCGUACCCUGCACCGGGGCGGAAGCGGCGGCCGCAGCCGCGCAGGAAGCCGGGACCGGAACCUCGGCAGGCUCGGCCCCACCCCACUCACCUGAGCAGAUCGCUAGCACCCUCGGAGCCCAGAGGCCCGCGCAGUGAAGGUGACCCCCGUGGGGAGAAGGGCGACGGCCCCGGGGAGGAUGAUGGCCUGCGCCCGCCUCUCCCAAGCCCACGUCCCAGCAGUCGCCGUGUGGCUCCUGUGCGCGCUCGAUCUCCUGGGCACCGAGGCUGGGCCGCCGCCCGCGCCCCCCGGCCUGCCCCCGGGAGGCCCCUGCCUGGACCGCUUUACCGCCGGGGUGCCUGCCUUCGUGCUCGAUACCGAGGCCUCGGUCAGCAACGGGGCCACCUUCCUGGGCUCCCCCACCGUGCGCCGCGGCUGGGACUGCGUGCGCGCCUGCUGCACCACCCAGAACUGCAACCUGGCGUUGGUGGAGUUGAAGCCCGACGGCGGGGAGGACGCCAUUGCCGCCUGCUUCCUAAUGAACUGCCUCUACGAGCAGAACUUCGUGUGCAAGUUCGCGCCCAGGGAGGGCUUCAUCAACUACCUCAAGCGGGAGGUUUACCACUCCUACCGCGAGCUGCGGACCCAGGGCUUUGGCGGGUCCCGGAUCCCCAAGGUGUGGGCAGGCAUAGACUUGAAGGUACAGCCCCAGGAACCCCUGGUGCUGAAGGAUAUGGGGAACACAGAUUGGUACCUACUGCAAGGUGACGCGGAUGUCAGAGUAGAGAAGAAUGAGCCGGACCAGGUGAAGUUGUGGGGACUCAAGGAAGGCACCUACCUGUUCCAGCUGACAGCGGCUGACUCCGACCAGCCAGAGAGCAUGACCAACAUCACAGUUACUGUGCUGUCCCCCAAGCAGACAGAAGAAUAUUGCCUUGCGUCCAGCAAGGUGGGCCGCUGCCGCGGUUCCUUCCCUCGCUGGUACUACGACCCCAAAGAACGGAUUUGCAAGAGUUUCGUUUACGGAGGUUGCUUGGGCAAUAAGAACAACUAUCUUCGGGAAGAGGAGUGCAAGCUAGCCUGCCGGGAUGUGCAAGGCCCCUCACUGGACAGGCAUGGUCCAGUGUGCUCUGGCACCUGUCACCCCACCGAGUUCCGCUGCCGCAACGGCUGUUGCAUCGACAGCUUCCUGGAGUGUGACGACACGGCCGACUGCCCUGAUGCCUCUGACGAGGCCGCCUGUGAGAAAUACACCAGUGGCUUCGAGGAGCUCCAGAACAUCCACUUCCGCAGUGACAAAGGGCACUGUGUGGACCUGCCAGACACAGGGCUCUGCCUGGAGAACAUCCCACGCUGGUACUACAACCCCUUCAGCGAGCGCUGCGCCCGCUUUACCUACGGUGGUUGUUACGGCAACAAGAACAACUUCGAGGAGGAGCAGCAGUGUCUUGCGUCCUGUCGUGGCAUCUCCAAGAAGGAUGUUUUUGGCCUGCGCCGGGAAAGCCCCAUUCCUAACAUAGGCUCCGUGGAGGCGGCCAUUGCAGUACUCCUGGUCGCCUGCAUCGUGGUGGUGAUAGCCCUGUUGGGUUACUGCUUCUUCAAGAACCAGAGGAAGGGCUUCCGCAGACGCCACCACAACGACCACCUCCAGCCCCCUACCCCUGCCAGCUCCACGGUCUCCACCACAGAGGACACGGAGCACCUGGUCUAUAACCACACGACCCGGCCCCUCUGAGCUGGGGGCUCGCCUGGGCUCUUUCCGGCUCUUGCCCGGCGCUGCUUCCUCCUUGCCAAGAUGGAAGCCUGGGCUGCGGAGGACUUUGGGACCAGGCUCCUCCAGCUAUUUCCCAGGCCCACUCUGCUUCCGAGGCAGGGCUCCGGCCCCUCUGGAGAUGUCUUAGCUAAGCUUAGGCCUCUCAUUCCUGACAAAGCUCCAGGGCCUGGGAGGAGCGGAAGACCUUUGAGCCCAGAGUCCCACACACAGAUGGACCUGUCAGCCUAGGAUUUCAGAAGAAGUUGAAGUUUUGUUUCUUGUUCAAAGCUGCCUGUCCCCACCCUGUGGCGUUGGGAAGGGGCCUGGGGCAAUGUCAGAAGCUGGAGGCCCCCUGGCGGUGCCCUUCAGAGCUGGCCCUCCCACCCUGCACAGUCAGGGCUGGGGGGAAGGACGUCCCUGUAUAUUUUGUGCUGUAUAGAGUUGCUUUUUGUUUAUUUAAUGCCAUGGGGAUGGGUAAGAGGAGUGGAAAGAGGCUGCCUCUUCCCUUCCCCCAAGAAUGAGGCCUGGCCUGGCCUGGCCCACGGCGCCUGGUGUGCAGUAUCGUCCCCGCACGCCCCAGGGCUCUCAGGCAUCACACCCCCCCUGUUCCCCUGCCUUCCCCGGGGCCCAGUCCACCCCCAGUGUAAUAAAAUGGUUGGUUCUGUGAGGCUGCUGCCUCCGCUGUCUGGGGCAGGAGAGGGACAGGGCUGCUGGGGGGGAUAGGACUGCCCCGUCCAACCGGUUUGGGCUUCGGCCACCCUGUUCAGCAGGUUUUCCCACCCUUCCCGAAACUGCCCCAGCCUCUGAGGGUGGAGAGAAUUGCCAAGUUUGACCACCAGAGGGGAGGGGUGAGAGGGCCAUGGAAGAAGGGGGCCCAGGAGGCUGUCAGGCUGCCGCGUAGCAGGAUUUCUUCCUGGGGUGAGCCUUGUCAACAGGUCUGCUCGGUCGCUGGGGCAGCUCCUGACUGCAGCAUGUAGUGGAGAACUCAAGGGCGGCGGGGAGCAUGGCUUUGAACUCUGAUUCUUAUCUCCACUCCUUUUGGUGUGGGGGCCCAGGUCACCGCUGUCUCCCCUGCCCACCCACAGAAGCUUUGGCUUUUUCACAGGGGUGUUGCUGCUCGCCAGGCUCUGAGCUCCUGCCCGGGGGCCUUUGGUUGAGGUACUCCAGCCCACACCCCUCCAUCUGUUUCAGCCGCUUUUUGUUUGGUGUCAAAAAAAGCCAUCCUUUCAUUCAUCUCAACAAAUUAUAUAUUGAGGAGCUAUGUGCCCUACACCGCCAAUCUGAUAUUGUCAAGAUAAGCAUGCAGGAAGCAUGCGUAAGGGCUUUAUGUAUCUCAAGUUCUUACCUCGGCACACAGCCCUGUGAGGAAGGUACUAUUACCCCCAUUUUCCAGGAAGCUGACUCAGCAAAGCUGAGUUCCCAGGGUCCUAGAGCUGAUACUGGAGGACUGGGUUCAAAUCCUAACAUGGCUCCUAGUCUUAACAGAGAGAUACUUUUAGAUUGCAAUAAUUGCUAUACAGAAAAAUAACAUGGAGGGUCACCUGGGUGGCACAUUGACUUGGGCAUCUGGCUCUUGGUUUCAGCUCAAGUCCUGAUCUCAAGGUCAUCUGAUCCAGCCCCGUGUCAGGCUCCAAGCUGGGCGUGGAGUCUACUUGGGUUUCUCUCUUACUCUCCCUCUGCCCCUCCUGCUCAUGUUCUCUCUCAAAUAAAUAAAUCUUAAAAAAAAAGAUGUGAGAGUUUGGGGGCUACAAAUGAUUGAAGGUGAAGGUACAUAUUUGACUCCUGGAAGUGUACAGCUCCAUAAAUUUCCAUAACCACACACACCCCAGGAGGCGAGCACCCAGAUCAAAAAGCAGAACCUUUCUAGCACCCCAGGAUGCGCCUCCUUUCGAUGGCUAACUCUCACACUACUGUGUUUUUGUAACUGUUGCACUCAUCCUGGACCACAUCCUCCUUUCUCAUCUUUCGGCCUAAUUGUUCUUCCCCAAUUUCUCCCACGCACACUCAGGUGGGAGACGCCCUGGUGUCUUGCUAACAGAACCCUGAGCACAGAAUGCCCCCUUCUCCUGUCUCCUUAUCUGUCUUCCCUCUGGGUUGUGAACUCCUGGAGACAACAGAUGGUAUCUUUGUCGUCUCUGGGUCUCUGUCACCCCACAUAGCUCCAUGACCUUAGUAAAUGGUAGUGGAUAGAUGGCAGUGACAAGCCUCGUUACUCCAGCUGCCCCCAUUUCAUAGGACACCGAAUUUUGGCUUCCUGCUCUGCCAUCCCUCAGGGCUCAAAAUGGAUUCAGUUCCUCUAGUGCCCCUAGCACUGGGGACAACCCCCAUUAUCCCUUGGAUCUCUGAAGCACCUCCAAGGCUGAGGUGAUGAAUGAUUCAUGAAAUUGUGUAUCCCAAUGCCUACAACAGUGAUCAACGCAAAAUAAAUGCUUAAUAGGGGCGCCUGGGUGGCUCAGUUGGUUAAGCGACUGCCUUCGGCUCAGGUCAUGAUCCUGGAGUCCCGGGAUCGAGUCCCGCAUCGGGCUCCCUGCUCAGCGGGGGGUCUGCUUCUCCCUCUGCCCUCUUCCCUCUCGUGCUGUCUCUCAUUCUCUCUCAAAUAAAUAAAUAAUAAAUAAAUAAAUGCUUAAUAGGUGUUUGUUGGACAGAAAGGAACAGCCUCCUCUUAGGGAGGAGUGGAGAUGAGGUGAGACGGUGCCAGGCAAAGUGCCACCCCCAGAAAUACAGGGGAUGCAGGGAGGGCUCAGCCAGGUCUGCUAGGACAACGGGAAGAAGGAUUGCACAGGGGCCGCUAGGGGGCACUCUCACGACUACCAGGCGCUGUGUUUCACGACAAGGGUUUGAGCGAAGGUACUAGUCCCAGGCAGGUAGCAGGUGUGGAGCCAUGAAAGCUGAGACGCAGCCUCUGCUCUUCUAGAACUUACCCUGUGGAGUGCAGGCAAAAGGAAUGCAAAUACUGUCAGAAAACAGGUUCCCAAACCGCUUGUUUCUGUGACUUUCCCAGGCAUCCUCUUUUCCAUCCCCACCCAGUGACAGCCUUUCUCAGAACUUUCACACCUACAUUCCUUUGCACGGGCUGUUACCUCUACCUCAGAUGCCUCUUUGCCCUGGAAAGCCUCUACUUACCUCUUGAUGAAGCUCAAAAAGCGUUUGCUGUUUCUCCAGCCAAAACCCCUUGGUGCCCUCUCCACUCCCCCACGCUGCGUACAGCUCUGCUGCACGCACAUAGCCCAUGGUAGUGUAUGUCUGCCCUACCUGGAGGAGGCUCCGCGGGCAGGGCUGGGGAUGGGGUCUUUUUUUUUUCUUUUUUCCUUAAGUUCAUUUAUUUAAGUAAUCGCUAUAUGCAAUAUGGGGCUCGAACCCACGAACCCGAGAUCAAGAGUCACAUGCUCCUCUGAGCCACCAGGCGCCCCAGGGAUGGAGUCUUAUCUACUACCUCAGUAUCCCCCAUGCCAGGUCCUGCUUGUGGAUACAAGGCGUCUAACAAAUGGCUGUUGAGUAAAGCAGAGGCUGAUCAAGCCAUGGAAAUUAAGAGGGAGGUUGAGAAAUGGCUUCAUUGGAGGAGUUAUAAAAAGAGAUGAGCAGGUGGGUGUGGGUGUUCCAGGCACAACAAAUCAUAGUGAGUAAAAGCCAGGCAGUGAAGAUCAUGGGUCUUGUUUUGAUUGGGGACUGACAAGCUGCUCAGUUGGACUCAAGCCCUGAGAGGGAAAGCCAGGAGCUUGGCGGGUAGAGGCAAUGUUGGUGAAUAUGGUGGGGAAGACAGAUUUGAGCAGGGGAAGGAGCAAUUCAAACUGAGCUUGAAGGAGUGGCUAGGUAAGCAGGCCCUAUCACUAGAGGUCGCACCACAGGAGAGGGAGAGAGGGAGAAGGCCACACCAAGCAAAUUAGGGGUACGUGUGUAAAGUACAUGAGAUGUGCAGUAAAGGCUAGUCGAAAAGUUGCAUGCUGGCAGCCAGUCAUGCUUUGACACAAACAGCGGUUUAAUUUCUUUAAUUAGUUACUAACAUUUAAAGAGUCAGGAAAAUUCAUUUUUUAAAAAAUCCACUUUUCUAGCUUUUUGUGAAAACUUAGGAGACUGGCAAUCAGGGGCCCACAUUCCUAUAGCAAUCCAGGCGCUGAGUUUGGGUCCCCUUGAGCUGGGCAGGCACUAACCCAUCCAUAGCCCCAGCCAGCCUGCCACUCCAGACAUUCAUUCAACUUGGGGACCCCCAUCAUCUUAUCCCUUCUAACCCAACCUGUCUUCCCCUACUGGGGAGUUUUCUCUAAAAUUUACUGGUCCCAGGGCGCCUGGGUGUCUCAGUUGGUUGGGCAUCUGCCUUCGGCUCUGGUCAUGAUCCCGGGGUCCUGGGAUGGAGGCCCCAUGUCAGGCUCCCUGCUCAGCCAGGAGCCUGUUUCUCCCUCUCCCUCUGCCUGCCGCUCUCCCUCCUUGUGCUCUCUCUC